AAAACCGCUGCUUUCGUUCUUCAGUUCAAUCAGUGAGCUUUCGUCUUGUUUCGAACCGGAAGUGCGCAGUAGUAUUGAUAGAUCCCAUUUACCAGUUAUGUGUCUUCAGAUAACACGGUAGUUUUAUGCGUAGUGUUAUAUAUUAUCCAGAUAUUUUAACUUAAGCAUUGAACGUACCUAUGAACAUGCCGGAUAUCCAUACACCAAGUAUUGUCCGUGUUACAGUUAGUAAUUCACUGACGUCUUUCGUCAGCGAACGAAGAUUUGACCGCGGUUUACCUAUCCCUGAAAUAAAGGGCAAGUUAGAGUUAAUGACAGGAUGUAUGUCUCAAUCCAUGCAACUUGAGGUUUACUCCAAGGAAGAUAAACUGUUGUUUAAAAUCGGUGACACAGAAGAAUUGUUGGGAUCAUUCGCGAUAGAUGAUGGAAUGAGAAUCCAUGUUAUUGAUACAAAUCCACAACAAACUGACUUCACUGAUGUUUCCCAGUGUGAGAAAUACAACAUGCCUGAUGAAAAUUACAACUCGAAGAGAGACACAGUUCGAUCUUUCUUGAAGAACAACAAAAAGGGAAGAUUUGAUCCGAAGAACAUGGAGCAGAGCAAGUUGAUGAAGGAGAAGUUGUUGCAAGAGGAAGAGGAAGCAAUGCAGAAGAUCCACGUUGGAGACCGAUGUGAGGUAUCAACACCUGGUCAACUUGUAAGGAGGGGGUGUGUCAAAUUUAUUGGGUACACAGAGUUCAAACCAAACCUUUGGGUUGGGGUGGCAUACGAUGAACCCCAUGGUAAAAAUGAUGGUUCUGUUGAGGGGAAACGUUACUUCACAUGCGAACCCAAAUAUGGGGCGUUUGUCCGACCCAAAGUCGUACAAGUUGGAGAUUUUCCUGAACUUGAUAUUUUUGAUGGUGAUGAUGAAAUGUGAAAAGCAUUAUUUUCGACGAUACACUUAAAGUGAAAAUGCUGCAAAAUAUCAAAACGUAUCUAAUUUUUAUCGAAAAGAAGGUUAAAUUUAGGGGGGGAAAUAGUUCCCUUUUGUAAACUAUAGGCAUGAAAUAACCAUGCUUCAUUGAACCAUAAAUUUGUUUUUUUGCGUGUCAUAUAAAAAAUUAUUUAAAAAUACAGCUCGAACCUUUUUGUAAAUUCCUGAAUGCACCCCUGUCUGUAUUUACCAGUGUGGUCAAUACAUUACAAAAUAAGUGUGUAAGUAAGUUAAUAUAAGUUAAAGUGUAAUUACAACGGUCUCUUUAAUGGUUAUUGUAUUUUUGUGAUUUAAAGCUUUUCUCUAAACUGGUGCUUUUUAUUAUUGUAUUUAACACUGUUUAAACAAGUGUUUUUCUUCAUGUUAUAUAAUUGUUUCUGUUAUAUGUAUCAUAUUAUCAACCUUUUUGUUUGUACUGUUCCAUACUGUGUCACUUGCUUGGUUUCUUUCCAAAUUCAUUCUUUUAAAUUGCACAUAUCUAAACAUAAUGGUAAUAGUUUGUCUGGAAAAACAAUAAUAUCCUGGUUUCCUCGAUUUUUUUAGUACUUUUGUAAAGACUAAAAACUGAUACAGUGCCAUCUAUUUCACAUAGGUUUAAUUUAAUUAAUUUGUAAUUUUGUCUCUUAUCCCUUUA
This is a messenger RNA of Ciona intestinalis (vase tunicate), 1611 nucleotides long. Its product is annotated as tubulin-folding cofactor B. Gene Ontology annotation, molecular function: alpha-tubulin binding; microtubule plus-end binding. Gene Ontology annotation, cellular component: microtubule plus-end; nucleus; cell cortex. The record is from RefSeq and is a predicted model, not a curated record. Gene Ontology annotation, biological process: tubulin complex assembly; cytoplasmic microtubule organization; post-chaperonin tubulin folding pathway. NCBI's taxonomy places the organism in Eukaryota, Metazoa, Chordata, Ascidiacea, Phlebobranchia, Cionidae.